UCUUAUCUUCAAGUGAGCUAGCUAAAUCCGUUAAACCCCCAGAGAGAUCGUAAUUCGUAACCAUCGCCGUGAAAAUUCCUCAGCUUCCGCCACCAAUGGCACUAACCCAGAUAGUGAAUCCAAUCAUAUGCCCAGCUCCCACUAUCCCCCGGCGCUUCGCGGCGAUCUCGCCACUUAAAACCCUAAACCCCCAAUUUUCCCGCCACACACCUCACGUUAAAGCACUCUCUCGCAGACUCUUCCUUCCUUCUGUCUCCUCGAUUUGGGAUGCCAUAACAGGUGGCGGAGAUUCGAAUCCCCGUGAAGCCAUCGCAGCGAUUCGAAACGGAAUGCAACUCUUCAGACAGGGUGAUGUUUCUGGAUCGGUGACAGAGUUUGAUAAAGCUAUUGUGUUGGAUUCCCGACAAAAGGCAUAUCUUUGGCAACGUGGGCUUUCUCUUUACUAUAUGGAUAGGUUUGAAGAAGGUGCAGAACAGUUCAGGUUAGAUGUUGCUCAAAACCCAAAUGACACUGAGGAAUCGAUUUGGUGCUUUCUCUGUGAGGCUCGGCUUCACGGUGUCGAUGUUGCACGAAAACAAUUUCUUGAGGUUGGUAGAGAUUCUCGGCCUGUGAUGAGGGAAGCUUAUAACCUAUUCAAGAACGGUGGUGAUCCUGAAAAGUUGGUUAAUGACUUCUCGAGUGGUCAAGCAAGUGAAGUCUUCUACGCUUCAUUGUAUGCAGGGCUCUACUAUGAAGCUGAGGGUAAAUCAGAAAAGGCAAAGUUUCACAUAACCGCGGCUUGUGGAUCUCCAUAUGGGCAGAGGUCUGAUGAUUACAUGGCUUCACUUGCUAAAGUUCACUGCCUUUGUAGAAACUGGAGCUCCGGUUUAGUUUGAAACGGUUUUAGGCUUUUCUUGGAGCCCUCUUGUUUGUAUGUAUUUCUUGAAGGCCCAAUUGUGAAAUAAUAGCCCAAUUAAAAGAUGUCAUUAUCUUCCUUGAUAACUAAGAUCUCAAUAUUCCCUAA
Brassica oleracea var. oleracea is the source of this 1003-nucleotide messenger RNA. RefSeq lists its product as uncharacterized. The record is from RefSeq and is a predicted model, not a curated record. NCBI's taxonomy places the organism in Eukaryota, Viridiplantae, Streptophyta, Magnoliopsida, Brassicales, Brassicaceae. The transcript is spliced from 8 exons. Gene Ontology annotation, cellular component: chloroplast. The coding region runs from base 96 to 875 and encodes 259 amino acids. Gene Ontology annotation, molecular function: protein binding.